This is a messenger RNA of Morchella importuna, 3225 nucleotides long. RefSeq lists its product as uncharacterized. Bases 1 to 3225 code for a protein of 1074 amino acids. NCBI's taxonomy places the organism in Eukaryota, Fungi, Ascomycota, Pezizomycetes, Pezizales, Morchellaceae. The record is from RefSeq and is a predicted model, not a curated record. The transcript has 5 exons.
AUGGGAAGUUCAAAACCUCUACGAGCUUCUACUAUGGGAAAAAGAAGAAAUCUAAGAGCGAGCUCUAAUUCCCCUCCACCACCUGCCACUAUUGGCCGUUCAAGUUCAACACGGGCCCUUCACGCCAAGAUAACCAGGUCGACCAGAGGUAUUGGAGAGCCAUCCACGCCUGUAAAUGGACCUUCUAGUUUAAUGAUGACUGGUACAAAAUCUCACACUGCUCAGCGAAACUAUACUUUCGAAGAAAAGAAAUGGAUAUUUGAGCAAGCAGAAAGAGUUAUUAGCGGUGAUCGUACCUGGGAAGAUGUUACUGCUGAUUUCAACGCCACUUACAAUAGAACGAAAGAAGCUAGGAUGAUCAAAAGUUAUUAUACGCUUCAACAACGUGAAAUUAAGCAUGGAAGAGGCGUGGAUCCACGAGGAAUUAAUGGCCAGAAUUCCAUAGAGAUACCAGCAUUGAAGAAGACAGCUCGACGUAAGCUUGUCUUUGUCGAUCCUGCGGAAUCGGAUGAUCGCGAUGAGCUUGGUCCAGACAUUACUCCCAAGGGUAAAGGAACGCUUCCCGGCCCUAUAAAAUCAGAUGCUGCUAGAACAAUAGCUUCAAAAAGUGUCUCAGAGGGUAGAGGACGGCCCCGGAGCGCAUCUGAUGCUGUAUCUUCGGGCCCAGAGUGGGUAUAUGAGUCCGGAGCUCAUAAAAGAAAGAGAACAGUUUCACCAGAGGAGACAGCCGUGAAGACUAGGAUUUCUGCCCAGAAACCUGGAAUAAUUCUGCGACCAAGGGGGGAUUCGAAAAACCAGGUGUUAAAAAACUCGAAAUUAGUAGCAAAGCCUAAAAAAGCUGCGAAACCGGUUAAAGAAAGCGAUGAUGAGGAUGAAAGCAAUGUCGAGGAUGACUGGGUGGAAGCUGCCGAGUCUGAAGAUGAGGACAGCGACGAUGCUGAGAUUGCUGAUCUUGAGGGCUACCAAGAGUCAACCGCGAGCGUGGAGACUGGGAUUGAUAGUGAGAAAAGCCAAAGGGAGGAAGAGGAGGCGCAACAAGCCCCGGGUAAAAAGAAUGAAGAUGAUAAGCAGGAGGAGGUAGCGGAUUCAGUUAGCGACGAAAAAGCUAUUGGAAUUGAGCAGCUUCCAUUCAUAGAGGAGCUAGAUAUCUCCGCCAACGAAAACAGUGCCAUUGGCGAGAUCGACAACCAGGAAAGCCCGGAGAAUGAAGGAGGAAAUAGUACUUUUGAGGAGAGUGCCAAUACAUCAGCUACCCGUGUAAGGGAGGUUAUCGACCUGAGGAAUGAUGCCGAUAGUAACAGUGAACUAUCAAAAGUUGAGUCUCCCAACGAGGAGAUACAUGGUAAAUCUGUUGCCUUAAAAUCCGUUACCUUAAAAUCCGUUCUGGAUAGAGAAGAUGAGAAAGACGAUGAAAGCGAAGGGGACGUUGAAGAUGACAAAGACGACGAUUAUGAAGAAGCUACUGAAAUGGGAUUCGUCACUCCCAUCCCUAUAAACUUCGGGCAGGAUCUCACCACACCUUCUAUUUCGUCUUCCGUACGCAAAACAACCAACGAAAUCAAACCAUUAUCUUCAAUUAACUUAAAUCAAAUUGAUCUUGAACACAGCAGCCUACCUCUUCCAGGUCAAGACGAGAUGGAAAAAGAUUCAGUUAGUUGUGCUGAUGCCGCUUCCCAAGCGGAUGCACAGAAACAAAUCCAGGAAAAUCUCGGAAAAGAAAGUGCUCCAGUGAAGCAUUUUGAUAUUGUGUAUCAAGAUGUUGUUCAAGCAACUGGUAUUGACAAUUCCAUCGCUCGCCAAGUCCUCGCACCCCCAUCUACCGACAAGGAUAAUGAAAUUCAAGCUCCUGUCUCUCCUGAAAAACCACAUCUUGCAAAUAGCUUAACUGGUCGUAGAAAACUCUUGAAAGGGAAUUCUACCCAUGAGGAGCUCGGCAAGGCCAAGACAGGGUCAGUUGCAGAACUGGCAGCUGGAAGGGGUAGAGCGAAAAAGGGUCUCACAUCACCGAAAAAACUUGCCUCUACGAACACUCCCGGCACUGCCGUCCAUGGCGGGGUCGUGAGUGGAGCCCGAGAGGGUUUUAGUGUGGCGGAACCCUCGGGCGAGAUUAUUUCAUUGAGACCACAUGAAGCACAGUCUUCUAAACCGCGACUGGAGACGGAAGAAUUACUUGAUAUUUCUCCAAGAAGCUCAGUUGGAUCUUUAAUGACUUUCGCUCAUGCGAGAAGGAGUAUUGGGAGUUCCAAUUCCCUUAAGGAUCUGGGGAAAGAUAUGGAGCACAGUAGGGAUAGGGAAGGGGUUGCUGGUAUCGAUCACAACGUUCGAGAAUCUGGUAAGCCCUAUCAUCGCCUUAGUUUAGAGAGGUAUAAAACGCUUAGGGUUGGACCUUUGAUACGCGCUACUCUUUCUAAUAUGAACUUUACUUACGUGAAUGAAGACACAGAGGUCAUUAGUAAUACCAACGAAGAGAAGACACAGAGCAUCCUUGACGAAGGAAUGUUCCAAACGCUCGGAGCGGUUCCUAACUUAAAGAAGAAUACGAAAAGGGCCAUCCCUCAAGCUUUGGAAUUAUCUAUCGAAACCGCGCAGUUACCUAUCAAAAGGGUAAGGUUGGCUCACGCCAAGAACGAAAACACUAUUGAUCGAGCUGGAGCUGCAACUAUAUGUGGAGUUUCGGUUGGGCCGAUAGUAGUCGCCGCACCCGCCGAUAUCUCUCCUCCAUCUAAAACUCAAGUUAUGUUUGCUAAAAAUGAGGGAGGGAUUCGUCGUAUUUAUGUCGAUCGCGGUGCUAUUGGUACAAGCGUUCCCUCCGCUAUUCCAGGUCCCAUAACAUGGAGGAGGAUAUAUGAGGAACGCGCGAGUCUUCUUGACCGAGUCCUCACUACUGAGUUUCGAGAACUUGUGGAAGCCUUGAAAGAAGGGAAAAGUGAUAGACGUCUGUAUAUCUAUACCUGCUCACAAUCCGCCAUUGAGUGGGUUACAGUUCACCAUCUCAAGGCUAGAAAGACACAGUGGAGAACUCAAUGGGGAAUUCAGGUCCCACCACGUGACCAGGCCUUGAUCGAGGAGGCUGUUAAAUUGCUCGAGGAGCGAAAGAAUAGCGGGAAAGAAACCGAGUUCAAGCGUGUUUGGGGUGGACAAAAGGUUUAUGAGGGCCUGAUUUUAGAGGCGCAAAGGGAAUAUCUUGAGGCCCAUGGUCAAGCUUCGUCUGGAACCAACUCUUGA